AUGACUAUUUACUAUUUUUAUUGUUUAAUUAUUUAUUUUUGUUCAUUUUCUUUGAUUUAUACAAUUAAUGAUGAUAAUACAUGGCCAUGGAAAAAAACUAACUAUUUAUUUCGAUCAAAUUGGUCAUCAUUAUUAAAUCCUAAUAAUAAUAAUAAUAAUAAUCAACAUCCCGUAUGGUUUAUUUUUUAUUAUUUAAAUUAUUGUGGAUAUUGCAAAAAAGCUGAACCUGGAUGGGAAGCUGUUGCUCAAUAUGCAAUUAAUUGGUCAAAAUAUAUUCAAAUUGGUGCAUAUGAUUGUGCAAGUGAAUCUUUAUCAAUCAAAGAUAUUUGUCAAGAUGAAAAAUAUCCUCAAUGGCGUAUUUAUUGUCCAUUAACAAAUACAACACAUUUAGCUUUUUCAUCUGAACAACGAACAAUUAAAACUAAACCAGAAGAUAUUUUAAUAUGGUUGUUAAAUAAAUUAAAUAAUAUUGCUGAUCAAUGUUACGGUCAACAAUGGCCAAUUAAAAAUUUAAUUGAGCCAAAAACAAAAGAUGAUUUAGAUAAAAUUAUUCCAAAAUCUGUCAAUAAAUUUCAAUUAUUCAUUUCCGAUGAUAUUCUUCUUUAUACUCUUUUUGUAUUGAAUAAUUCGAAAACUAUUCAAACCGAACCAAUUUAUCGUUUAGCAAAACAAAAUCAAAUUACAAAAGAUAUUAGUAUUAUCAAAGGAAUACGCGAAAACACUGGUCAAAUAACUCUUCAACAAAUCGAUUCUGAACAAAUUAUGAAACCUUUUGUACUUGAUAAAAAUAUAAUUUCUCAUUUUGAAACAAUCAAUAGAAAAAAUAUAGCUACAUUGAAACCGACAUUAUCUGAUAUUGAUAGUGCAACUGUUUGGAUGAUAAAUAGAGAUCUUCGUCGAGGUUUACCUGAUUUAACUGAAAAUGUUAAAAGUUGGAUUAAGACUCUUUAUACAUAUUAUCCAGGAAGUAAAACAAUGAAAAGCUUUCUAUUUAAUUUGAAUGAAUUUGUUAAAAAUUAUACGACAUUAUCACCAAAUGAAUAUCAAACUUAUAUUAAUUCAACAUCAAUUAUCAAAUUACCUCAAUUAAAAUUUGAUCAUUGUAAUGGAUCAGAUUCAAGUAAACGUGGUUAUCCAUGUACAUUAUGGGUCUUAUUUCAUAGUAUGACUGUUAAACAAGCUAUACUAGCUGAACAAAAUGCAUUACCAUCAGAUAUCAAACCAUCUGAUGUUAUUGUAUCAAUUCGAGAAUUUAUUGGUAACUUUUUUCUUUGUGAAGAAUGUGUUACACAUUUUGUUAAUAUGACAAUUAAUGCUGAAAAUGAAAUAAAGUCUCAUCGUGAAAGUAUUCUUUAUCUUUGGCGAAGUCAUAAUAUUGUGAAUAAACGACUUCGAUAUGAAGAAUAUACCAAUGAUCCGAAUUGGCCAAAAGUACCAUUUCCUACAAAAGAACAAUGUAAUCUUUGUGUUCAACAAAUAGAUGAGAAUGGUGAUGCUACAGAAUAUAAUGAAAAUGAAACGUAUAAAUUUUUAAAAGAAUUUUAUUCAUUAAAUAAUUCAAUGAGAAUUCAAACAUAUAACCUUAUUUUAUUAUUUUCAAUUGUCAUUCUUAAUAUAUUAAUAUCAAAUAAAUAA
Adineta steineri is the source of this 1635-nucleotide messenger RNA. Lineage: Eukaryota; Metazoa; Rotifera; Eurotatoria; Adinetida; Adinetidae. The record is from the annotation of a GenBank genome assembly.